GAUUACGUCCUUAAGCUCCCCUCCCCCGACUCGCUCGCUCGAGAGUCUCACGCCACGCCCCCCCUUUUGUCGUCGUCGUCGUCGUCUCCUCUCCGCCGUUGCUCGUCCCGUACUACUACAUCCUCACCUCAACGGAAGCUUUGCAUCAUCUCUACUUCACCCUCUCUUCCUUGGUAUAUCCACCAGGUCUCGCUUUUUGAUUUCUAGGGUUUCGCGAUUCAAAUCACCAGCAGCUGUUUCCUCCUCCGGUGAAACCUCGAAGAUUGAGUUUCUCUGCGAUUUCUGAAAUUUGAGCACGGUUAGUCACUACUUGGUCGUUUUGUUAAUCAAUUUUCGCCUAAUAGAAGAUUUGGGAUAGCAAAUUCAAAGUGGGUGUCGUCAGUCACUGUUCCGUAUGGCGGCUAGGAGGAAUAUUAGAUAUCCUGAUCAUGAACUGAGAGGCCAAGAAUCGAAUUCUAGGUUUUCCAGGCGUGAUAGCAGUGUUUACUCAAAUGAGAAUUGUGAAAAUAAUGCUCUUGAUAAUGGAAAGGGACGGGUUAGUAAUUUAAGACACGGGGAUAGCGUUAAAGAUAGAGAUACGUUUACCUCCGGAGCUAGACAGAGAGAAGCCUUUCUUGAUCGUGGACCUAGAAGAUGUGGGCUUUCUGCUAAGUCUGUGGAUAGGGAACCAGGUGAGCUCUCUAGUGAGAGUGGUUCUGAUGAUUUAGUUGGGUCUGAAUCAGUGGUGAAAGAUAAUGGAGCUGUGAAGCAGCAGGUGGAUGAUAGGACUGCUCAAAGCCCUGUAGAAAAGAAGAGAAAGUAUUCACCGAUUGUAUGGGACAGAGAUGAGCACGAAAGAAGUUCUUUGAGUAGAAAUGAGAAACCUGUGGAGGUCACCCCGCUUCCUCCCCCACCUCCACUUGUUAAGAGGUCAAGCCAGUCACCUACUGUCAACAUGCUUGAAGAUCCUAAGCAAGUUGGUCUUCUUGAGGUUUCUGCUCCUACUUUGUCAUCUCCGGUAGAGAUAUCUUCUUCGUGUGUGGUGGAACAAUCAUCAAAUGCUGGGAAGGAUCGAAAACAAGAGGAUGCAACACACCUGGAAGAUGAGGAAAACAUGCCAACAAGGCAUAUAUCAUCCUCUAGGUGGGCUGCUGGUAAUAGUUCCCCAGCUGACGAGGGUGAAAUAGUAGAAGUGGAAAUAAAUAAAAGGAGGAAGAAACUACUUCCCGGGAGUUUGCGCGAUAAGUCUUUGACGCCUGAGGCUGGGGAGUCUGUGAAGGAAGGUAGAUCAUCUGAUUCCGAUGAAAGGAGACACCAUUCUUUGCCGGGAAGCAGAGAUGAUUUUGAGGAGAAAAAUGCUGUUAAGGGUGACUAUAUGGAAAUUGAUGAGGAGGAACGCAGGAGAGGAAAUACUAGUGACAGCCUUACUGAAACAGAUUCUGAUGACGAAUAUGUUCGCCAUGAGACACCUGAACCUGCUGGCACUCCACUGAGAAGUAUAAACAUGCUCCAGGGUUGUCGAAGUGUUGAUGAGUUUGAGAGAUUAAAUAAGAUAGAUGAAGGCACUUAUGGUGUUGUUUACAGAGCGAAGGAUAAAAAGACAGGUGAAAUUGUCGCAUUGAAGAAGGUGAAGAUGGAAAAAGAAAGAGAAGGUUUUCCGUUGACUGCUCUUAGGGAAAUUAACAUACUUCUUUCCUUUCAUCACCCAUCAAUAGUGGAUGUUAAAGAGGUGGUUGUGGGUAGUAGUCUUGAUAGCAUUUUUAUGGUGAUGGAAUAUAUGGAACAUGAUCUUAAGGCGUUGAUGGAGACAAUGAAGCAGCGUUUCAGUCAAAGUGAAGUUAAAUGCUUAAUGCUUCAACUUUUAGAAGGCGUCAAGUAUCUUCAUGACAAUUGGGUGCUUCAUCGAGAUUUGAAAACAUCUAACCUGCUUUUAAACAAUCGGGGUGAGUUGAAGAUAUGUGACUUUGGUUUGGCUCGGCAAUACGGCAGCCCGCUGAAGCCAUAUACUCAUCUGGUUGUUACGCUCUGGUACAGGGCACCUGAACUUCUCUUGGGAGCGAAACAAUAUUCUACAGCCAUUGACAUGUGGUCACUGGGCUGUAUCAUGGCAGAACUAUUAGCAAAGGCGCCAUUAUUCAAUGGUAAAACUGAGUUUGAUCAACUUGACAAGAUUUUCAGAGUCCUGGGUACUCCCAAUGAAUCAAUUUGGCCUGGAUUCUCCAAGCUGCCUGGAGUCAAGGUCAACUUCGUCAAGCAUCAGUAUAACCUAUUGCGUAAGAAAUUUCCAGCCACUUCAUUUACUGGUUCACCAGUUCUGUCCGACGCUGGCUUCGACUUGCUGAACAAGCUCCUGACAUACGAUCCUGAGAGGAGAAUAACUGUGGAUGCUGCUCUUAAGCAUGAAUGGUUCAGUGAAGUCCCUCUGCCAAAAUCCAAAGAUUUCAUGCCUACUUUCCCUGCUCAACAUGCCCAAGACAGGCGUGGGAGGAGGAUGAUAAAGAGCCCUGAUCCUUUGGAAGAGCAACGUAGGAAGGAUCUAACACAAACCGAACUAGGGUCUGGUGGUCUGUUUGGCUGAAGUAUGGCUCACGAUUGAUGAUGCUCUCUGAUACCUUGGAAUUACCACAUUAAGGCGAGGGCUGCUGCUUAAGCGGAGGUUGGAACGUUUGUAUCUCAGACUAUAAUUUGUACUUUCUUUACUCAUUUCAAGGGUCCAUGGUGAUUUGUGAAGAUGAUUUUCCUCCUAUCGCCAGCUGGAUUCCUUGCAGGUUUUAAUGUGUUGAUGACAAGCUAGGCUGGUCAGUUAGUAGUGCUGCAGCUUUCUGACAAUGCUUGUUCUGCAAGGUGUGACAAUCACAAUAAAAACUCAUUCCCUACUGAAACUUAUGUAUGUAGCCACAGUGUUAUUGAAUAGUGAGCUUUUCUUGCUUUAUUACCACAA
Molecule: messenger RNA, 2920 nt
Organism: Raphanus sativus (radish)
Lineage: Eukaryota; Viridiplantae; Streptophyta; Magnoliopsida; Brassicales; Brassicaceae
Product: cyclin-dependent kinase G-2
Exons: 6
Coding region: 395-2557 (720 amino acids)
Biological process (GO): protein phosphorylation; regulation of mitotic cell cycle
Cellular component (GO): nucleus
Molecular function (GO): cyclin-dependent protein serine/threonine kinase activity; ATP binding
Source: RefSeq, a predicted model, not a curated record